Molecule: messenger RNA, 2974 nt
Organism: Closterium sp. NIES-67
Lineage: Eukaryota; Viridiplantae; Streptophyta; Zygnematophyceae; Desmidiales; Closteriaceae
Source: the annotation of a GenBank genome assembly
UCAGGCCAGUGUUCUUCUGCUGGCACAUGUGUAAAGUGGAGCACUAGAGUUGUGUAUCUUAUUACAUGUAGUACGCAUCUGCAACCAGAUUGGCAGCAGUUCUCUGUUGAUGCUUGAAUACUCGGGUCGGGACUCGGGUUCCUCCAUGGGUUGACGUGGGACCAGCAGACGAGAGUACAUCAUGCAGACCUGGUGCAGGCCUGCUCACAACCUUGAUGGUUAUCAUCCGCGCUUCACAUUCCUGACAUUGAACCGCCGUCAAAUGCGCUCAUCAAGAUUAAGAUACCCGUCGGCCUUUUUCCAGCCUAGCGUUUGCUCUCACCAUCUAGGCGCCGACUGCUGACAUGCUGUCUGAACGUGCCGAUUAAGCGACAUUUUCCAAAUAUUCCCAGACAUGCUAACGGAGCGUCUUAUGGCGGAUCACAUACCGGUCUCAACCGUGGCUCCGCCGGACCGGUUCUACCUCGCCUACUUCAUCUUCCUGCUGCUGGGCGUCGGCUUCCUCCUCCCGUGGAAUGCCUUCAUAACAGCCGUCGAUUACUUCUACCUUCUCUAUCCGACGGCUCAUGUCGCGACGCUCUUUUGCGUCGCUUACAUGUUCGCCAACCUCGGCACUCUUAUUCUCGUCCUGCUGUACGGCCAGCACGUGCCGUCUCGCACGCGCAUCGCCCACGGCUUCAUCGCCUUCGCUCUCCUCGUCCUCCUCGUCCCCGCGCUCGACGCCAUCUGCGCUCCCGGCGCCAUUGCUCCCGGCACCAACCAAGGCGCACAGAUUCCCGGCACUGCCGAUGGUUCCGCUGCCGGUCUCGCCGGGAAUUCCGCCGCCGCCUCCGCCGCGUCGUCGUCGCUGGCACUGGCGCUGACGGUGGCGGCGGUGGCGGCGUCGGGGGCGAUAGACGCGGUGGUGCAGGGCAGCCUGUUCGGCAUGGCGGGCGAGCUGCACGAGCGCUACACGCAGGCCCUCGCCGCUGGAACUAGCGUUUCAGGCAUCGUCGUGUCCGCGGUGCGCAUUCUCACUAAAGCGGUUCUCCCCGGCACCCCCGCGGGCCUGCGCCUCUCCGCGCACCUGUACUUCCUCCUCUCCGCGCUCAUCCUCCUCGGCUGCCUCCUCGCCUUCCGCCGCCUGCACAAUCUCCCGGUCAUCCGCUUCCUCCAAUCGCAGGUCGCCGCGCUCGCCGAAGCUGAGCGCCGGGCCCGGGAAAAGGCUCGGCGAGCCGGGCCUGGUGCGGGUGUUGUAGCCGCGGGGGCAGUAUGCCAUGGUGGGGGCGGAGGUGAGGGAGGGGGGAGAGGAGGGGUGGGAGAAGGACAUGUGGGAGGGGAUGUAGGAGGGGUGGAUAUGAGCGCUGAGCAUGUAGCUCCAGAGGGCAGGGUGAGGCAGGAGGAGGCAGAUGAGGAGGAGGAAGUAGCUGACAGGGGUGCAGCGGGCGCUGGUGGGGAUGAUGAUGAGGCGCUGGAGCCGUUGGUGAAGCGAGAGGCGACUGAGGAGGAGGAGCAGGUGAUUCGGCAGCUGCUGGCGAUCGAGGACGAGGCGGAGCGAUGGGAGCAGGAGAGGGAACGGGACGUGUCAGCGGCAGGGACAGCAGCAGGAGCAGCAGAGACGGAAGGAGGCGCAACAGCAGCAGCAGAGAGUGAAGCAGAAGCAGGAGCAGAAGCAGAAUCAGCACCUGAUGUUGCUGCACUGUUGGAUGGGCGUGGAGCAAGCAGAAGCGAGAUAGCAGAGGUGAAUGGGGUAGACCAUGACAGGGAUAGUUUGAGUCAAAAUCGCGCUCACAGUAACGGCCACAGUCACAGUCAUAGUCACAGUCACAGUCACAGUCACAGUCACAAACAGGCAACCAGCAAGGGCAGGCACUCACAUGCAGUGGGCAAGGCAGGGAGGCGGAGGUGGGAUCGGGUGAUAGCCUGGUGGGAGCACACAUUUCGGUCGGAAGACGCCAUGCUGGCAGAAGGCCGUGCCUUCUCCCUCCACGUACCCCCUAUAGUCGACUCCGCCCCCUCGAUAUACCACCAGCAGUGGCAGGUGAUGCAGCAGAUCUGGCCGUACGCUGCGUCCCUCUCGCUCGUGUACAUAGUUACUAUCUCCAUCUUCCCUGGAUUCAUUUCGGAGCUUCAGUCUGACGCGCUCGGUUCCUGGUACCCUAUCCUCCUUAUAGGCAUGUACAACGUGUUCGAUUUUUUCGGGAAGAUGGCGCCGGUAGUGUUCCUGGUGACGGAUUUGAAGGUGUUAAUGGCUCUAGUCCUGGCGAGAGGGGGGUUUUAUGUGUUGUACCCCCUCUGUGUGUGGUGGGGGCCCUUAUGGGCUCGACACGAGGUCGUUAUAGCCGCUGUUACGGGGGCGUUUGGGUUCUCUAAUGGCCUGCUGACGAGCCUGCUUAUGAUGGCGGCGCCGAACCAGGUGCCUCGGGACCGAGCCGAGUCGGCUGGUAUGGUGAUGGUGGUGUUCCUGGUGGUGGGGCUGUUCACAGGGUCGCUGCUCAGCUGGGCACGGCUGGGCUUUUGAGUCUUGAACGGUUGGGCUUCAGAACUAGUAGUUGGAUGCAGAUUCCUAGUUGUGUGAGGCGCCUCAGAACUACUGGGAGCUGGUAUGGUGAUGGUGAUGGUGGUGCGCCUGGUGGUGGGGGGCUGUUCAACUGCAUUUUGAGUCGACUCAAAAUGCACCUGGUGGGUGGCUGUUCAUAGCGUUGCUGCUCAGUCAGGCUUCUAAUCAGAUCGUGGCGGGUGUCUGAUGGGACGCCGUUGCCUAGUUGAUUACCAGGCGCCUCAAAACCAUCCGGUAUGGUGAUGGAGUUGCUGGUGGUGGGGCUGCUCAUUGGGCCUCUGCUCAGCUAGGCAUGGCUGGGCUUUUUAUCGGGUAUGGGUUCUUGAGCCCCAAUGAGUUUGGGCAGGAAGUAUAUUGUACAUAAUGCCUUCAGUGUAUAUUGCAUUUCCAGUAUUAUCUGAAAACUGUUGGAUUGGAAAACGAAGAUGAAUGAUC